Eublepharis macularius is the source of this 1986-nucleotide messenger RNA. RefSeq names its product protein ATP6V1FNB. The coding region runs from base 32 to 601 and encodes 189 amino acids. Lineage: Eukaryota; Metazoa; Chordata; Lepidosauria; Squamata; Eublepharidae. The record is from RefSeq and is a predicted model, not a curated record. The transcript is spliced from 2 exons.
CUGCACAAGCUCUAGUCGUCUGGCCGGGGCUAUGAGAGGCCUAUUAACCACACGGGAGCAGGAUGGUUGGAGGGAAUUGAUCAAUAAGGAGGCCUUUUGCAGGGUCAGCUGGAAAGCAAAGUAUGGGCAUAAAUACCCCAGGCGGCUGCCUGACUUUGGAAUUUCUAGGAAGAAAUGUUUCUUGCCUCCCAUCAGCCCCCCUAUUGAAGAGAGAGGCUUUCCCAGUUGUGAAGAAAGAACUAUCCCAGAGCAGCAGCAGCAGCAGCAGCAGCAGUUGCCAGAGGAAAAGGCAGGGUUGAGUUUUCAAGAAUCCCUUCCAGAGAUGAGGGCCCCAACCCCGCAGACCACACAGCUGCUGUACCAGGGCAUCUCUCAUGAAGGCAAAGGCAGGCAGCACUACCUCAAAGAGAGGAAGACAAAGAGCCCUGAGGAGAAAUUCCAUUACCCGGUGCUGUCGUCAUGGGAAUAUGGCUGGCGCUUAGGGGAUGUUCUUAAAGACAUCAAGACACCCAUUCAUGGCAAAUCCCGAAUUGUAAAGGAUACUUUCUACUUCAAGAAUGGAAUCUUCUAUCAUCCAUCAAAAACUGACAAGCUGUCAUGAAUACUGAAGCCCAGUGAAAUGUGGAAAUGUUUGUUUAAUGUUGCCUAGCAUGAUUAUUUGUUGUGGUGCUGGAUCUCACAAACACUAUAAUUAUUUCUUCCAUAAUUAUUCUUCCAGAUUUAGAGCCUGCCUCCAGCCUUCCUCUUUCUGUAACUUGUGUAGUAUUGCACAAUGGAUUUCCACUACUUGUCUUUACACUCUAAACUUGUCAGAUUAACUUUUGGGGCUUUUUACCAUGAGGUGUGUACAGCCUUGCAUAAUUUGGGAACAGUUUGCCUGAUUUAGGGCCAAUUCACAUAUCUAUUUUUUCCUGGUUGUUCCCUCUUUGUGGUGAUUACUUGUCACAGGAAGAGCAGAUUAUGAGAACCUGCCAUAGGCUGAAGAGGGAAAAAAAAACUGCUACAAGUAAGCAAGUUGGGUAUAUUAGCCUGAUUUAUACCAAGAUGAAAUUAGUGGAAUGCUUUGAAAUUCAAAACAGAUUUGUAAUUGCUAGAGUGUUGCAUGAAAAAGAAAGAAGGUACAGUUCAGAGGUACCUGUUCUAGGUAGCAGAUCCAUGAAAGAUUUCUGAGGACUUGGAGAGUUUGUGUCAGUCCACAUUGACAAAAUGGGAUAAGAUGGUCUGAGCGUACAUAAAAGUCAUCUCCUUAGAGACUGCCCAAUAGGGACAUACAUACCAAAAUUCCUCAGCCGAAAACAUACCUGAAAAAUGCUUUUUUUACUGUACAAAAAAAUUGGAAUUGCAAAACUUUGUGGAAUUAUUUAAAAAACACAAAAUUCAGGUGGAGUAGGGGAUAUUGCUGGUGUUUUUUAAAAGUGUAAAUUAUGCCACAUUUGCAGGGAAUCAAGUCCAUACUCUCCCCUAGAGCCCUGAAGUAUGAAGGGAACUGGAGAAACAGGUCUGACUUUAUGGAUCGCUGAAGAAGAUGCCACUAACCAUCCUGGUCUCCAUUAUUUCUUAUGGGGAAAGAUGCCUCGUUUAAAACCUUCCAUCUAAUCUGUCAAACCAACUUCCAGUUUCAUCCACAAGAGUGCUCAGAGUUCCACAGCAAACAACAGAAAGGGGGAGGAACAGCAUACCCUGGUGAUUCCUAGACAGGUAUGAUGUCACUUCCAGGUUUUCCAUGGAAGUGAUGUCAUGCUGUCACCUGACUGAUUUUUUAAAAAAAUUCUUCCCCCUGGAUAUCAUGUUGCCCCCAGUGGGAACUUAGCAUCCCUACUGUGUAUACUAUGUACUAUCUGUUGCUAUAUGUAUUAUCCUACUAUGUAAUUUCUUCAUAGUUUAACAUGCCAUGUUAAUGCUCAUUCUUCAUGUCAGUUUUGUUUCAGAUUUUUGUUUGGUUUUAGAUUUCUGCAAUCCUAAUCCUAUUACAUUGCUUAUUCGAUA